Lactuca saligna is the source of this 636-nucleotide messenger RNA. The record is from the annotation of a GenBank genome assembly. Lineage: Eukaryota; Viridiplantae; Streptophyta; Magnoliopsida; Asterales; Asteraceae.
AUGCACAAUUUGCUCUUCGAAGAGGUAAUCUACACAGUUAAAAGCAACUCAAUUAUACUUUUCUUUCUGAUUGCUUACCUCUACAUAUGUCAAAUGCAAUUUCUUUCUGAUUACUUUUCUUUUGGAUGGAAUGAAAAAAGAUGCACAAUUUGGUAUAUAAAGCCACUUGCAGCUGAAUUAGAGACGGAAUUUGAAUUUGAGAACAUGAUAAUAGGACAGGCUAUACCCUCCAGUUUUAUCCCUCACAUUGAGAAAUGUUUCAUGGAAGCUGCCAAUUCAUGGUGCUUCUCAUGCUAUGGUUAUGACAUAGCAAAGUUCAGUGAAGGGGGUAUUUUGGAGAAUGGACACUUCUUGGUCAGUAUGCAGUUUGACUUAAUUGCUCUUGUCACAGUGAAUUAUGCAAUCCCAAAGAUGGUGAUCAGCCACAAGGCAAGGAUGGGAGAUCUGGUGCUACAGGAUCUCUAUGAUCUGAUGAUAGACUCAAGGUUGAGAGUUAAGCAAAAAGACAUGUCUGAUGUCUCUAGAAGGCGAAAUGUAACGGGAGACGCUAUACACAGAAUUUCAGUCUUGUUGAUGUGCAUAGUGUCAAGCAAAGUAGCUCGAGAUGUUGUGAAGGCGGGCAACAAGUUUUUUUAG